This is a messenger RNA of Zingiber officinale, 3027 nucleotides long. Its product is annotated as zinc finger MYM-type protein 1-like. The record is from RefSeq and is a predicted model, not a curated record. The coding region runs from base 522 to 1682 and encodes 386 amino acids. Lineage: Eukaryota; Viridiplantae; Streptophyta; Magnoliopsida; Zingiberales; Zingiberaceae. The transcript has 2 exons.
GCGUUUCUGGUUUCUCGCCCGUUGUCGAAGCGGAGAAGCCAUCUCCGAAGUCUAAAGCGAAUCCCUAGCUCUCUCGACUCUCACCUUCACGACGAUUCUCUCGGCUCCCAUCCUCACCGACCCUGCCGUCUCCAGUGCCUUUAACCUCACCAUCGAGAGGAUAUCGUCAGCGUCGUCAGUAACCUCAACGGCUGCUCCUCCAGUCCUCCGGAUAUCCGUGUUAGGUCUUAUAUAAGUGGAUUUCGAAUCAAAGAAAAAUUCUCCAUAUCAGGUUUUAUUGUUCUUUGUUUAUUGCUUAUUGUUCAUAAUUAUCUAUCAUCAUGAAACAACUCUCUGAUAUCAAAAAAGACAAAAAAAGAAAAAAGAGGAGGAGAUAGCCCAAAGCUAGAGGUUCAUUGAAUAAAUAUUUUAGUAAAGAAUCACAUAACACAACAGAAAGCUUAGUUCAAAUUUUAAGUAAUGAAUCAAAUUUGUCAAAUGAAGAUUUUGUUGAAAAUAAUAGUAAUGAAUAUGAAAAAUUUAUGAGAAAUGAAAGUGAUGAGAAUGAGAAAUAUGUAGAAAAUGAGAACGAAGAGAAUACAUAUCUUAAUGAUUUGAAUGAAACUGAAAUUGACAAAACUAAAGAUAUUGAUAAUUGUUGUGAUGAUGAGCGUACAAAUGAAUAUCAAUGUUCGACACCUAGAUAUGAUAUAAACAUAUUUGAUCCAAGAGUUUGGGAUAACCUUGAUACAAAAAUGAGAGAUUUACUUGUGGAAAGAGGCCCUAAAAGAGAAGAUAUUAUUAAGUUUCCUUUAGAUAAAGAAUCUCGACACUUUUCUCAUACUUACUAUGUUCAAAUGUUACCAAAUGGUGAGACUCGUGAUCGAAAAUGGUUAGUAUAUUCGAAGGAGUUGGACAAAGUAUUUUGUAUUUGUUGUGAGUUGUUUAAAGUAAUACACACCAAAAGUAAUUUAGCAAAAGAAGGAGUUAAUGACUGGAAACAUUUAUGUGACAAACUUAAACAACAUGAAAAUAGUGUUGAACACUUCACUAAUCUGAGAGCCUUUGUUGAACUACAAAUGAGAUUAAAGAAAACAUUGACAAUUGAUAAGGAAAUACAAGAACAAAUUAAAAAGGACACAAAACAUUGGAAACAUGUUAUGCUAAGAAUAGUUGAUGUUGUCAAAUGUCUUGCUACACAUAAUUUGGCAUUUCGUGGUACACAUGACAAAAUUUAUGAAGAUGGUAAUGGUAAUUUUUUGGGUCUACUUGAAAUGAUUGCAGAUUUUGAUCCAAUAAUGCAAGAGCAUUUUCGACUCAUUAAAGAUAAAAAGAUUCAUUAUCAUUAUCUUAGUCAUAAAAUUCAAAAUGAGCUAAUAUCUCUUCUAGCUUCUAAAGUCAAGAAUGCAAUAAUUAAAAAAAUAAAAGAGGCAAAAUAUUUUUCAGUAAUUCUUGAUUGUACACCGGAUGCAAGUCACAAAGAACAAAUGACUCUCAUAUUAAGAUGUGUAGAUGUUUCAGAGACUCCAAUUAAAAUAGAAGAGUACUUUUUAGAAUUUAUAAAUGUAGAAGAUACAACUGGUUUAGGUCUUUUCAAUGAAUUGCAAGUUGUUUUACAAUCUUUUCAAUUAGAAACAACUAAAAGAUUAGUAAAAGAAAACAUAAUAGCAAAUGAACUAAUUUAUUUUAAAAUAUUUGAUUAAUUUAGACAUUUCCAUAAAUAUCUUCAUUUCCAAUCAAAUUGUCUAUCCCUCCAUCAGGAUCUGCAAAAAAAUCAGAAACAUCCAAAUGUGUUAUCAUAGAAGGACUAACAAUUGUGUUAUUGUCUUGAAAGACAACAUUUAUCUCUAUAUCUUUUGCAUUGCCCUUUAAAGAGACUUGGUAGAAAUCAAUAAAGUAUUUUGGCGUACGACAAGUAUGUGACCGAUGUCCUUUCAUGUCACAUCUAUAACAUGAAUUUUCUAAUUUUUUCAUCAUUAUCUUGUCCAGUUUGAACCCUUUUAUCAUUGCCAUUUAUCCACUUUUGGUGAACAUUAUUGUUAACCCACUUUUGGUGAGUUGUUGUGUUUCUUUUAUUAUAACCAUCAUGAUUUUCUUGAGAUCGAUCAUUUCCGUAUCUAUGACCACGACCAGGCGCCACGACCACGACCAUGAUGAAAUUUUUGUCUAUGCUGUCGUUUAUCAUUUUUACCAGUUAUCUCAUUACUUCAGGGAUUGUACUAGCACCAGUUGGAAGGAUCUCAUGAUUUUUCAUCAAAAACUCAUUAUUUUGCUCAGCCACCAGAAGACAUGUAAUCAACUCAGAAUAUUUCUUAAAACCUUUCUCUCUAUAUUGUUGUUGCAGGAGCAUGUUAGAUGCAUGAAAGGUAGAAUGUUUUUUCCAACAUAUCAUCAUCAGUAAAUUUUACAUCACAUAAUUUUAAUUUUGAGCUAAUUCUAAACAUUGCUGAGUUAUAUUCACUUACAGAUUUAAAAUCUUGUAAACGUAAAUGAAUCCAUUCAUAACGAGCAUUUGGAAGAAUCACGGUUUUAUAAUGGCUAUACAUUUCCUUCAAAUUAUUCCAUAGCUCAAGUGGAUAUUUAAUCGUCAAAUAUUCAAUUUUCAAUGCUUCAUGAAGAUGGUGACAAAUGAAUAUCAUUGCUUUUGCACGAUUUUGUAAAGAUUUCUUAUUUCCAUCUUUUAUGGCGUCUCCAAGACCUUUAGCAUCCAAAUGAAUCUCCGCAUCCAAAAUCCACGAUAGAUAAUUUUUUCCCGAAAUGUCAAGAGCCACAAACUCUAACUUUGAAAGAUUGGAUAUAGUGAAAAUCUAUUUCAAAGAAAACUAAAUUAUUAAUAAUAAUUAUCAUGCAUCAUAUAUAUUUAUUAAUAAAUGAUAAAAUAUGAUAUAAUUAAAAGAUGAUUUGGUAAUACGUAACUGUAAAAUAUUGUAAAAUUUUUGAAACGUUACAAGUCAUAUAAAUAAAUAACUAACUAAUAGUUAAUCAGAUAAUAGCUAACAAAUGAUUAAGGAACUAUAAAUUUAACUUUUUGGCAUGUGAAUAAUUUUG